CCCUCUCCACUCUGCCACGCUGCACGUAGAUACCCAGGCACGUGCGUAGGCACAGACCCGCAUCCCACCAUUCAGAAUCACGCAGCGUGACCCAGAUGCGUACGUCUCGCCAUCCGGCCAUCUCCGAGCACACGAGCCAAGAGUUGGCGUGACCUACUCUUCGACCCAGGCGAGCAGAAACACACGGAUGCGUGCGUGGACACUGCCAGCUUGCACCGUGGAUUCUUGACCGCACACCUCACCGGUUGGUAGCACGCUCGGCCUUAGCAACCGCACCCAGGACGGUGUCAUCUUAAUUCCUUCAUCGAGGUGAAUGGAGAAAACAUUGUUAAAUGGUACCGGCCCCGGGGGAAACUAGCAAGUUGGCAGUCCUCGAAAACUACCCGCCAGCCAGCCCCGAACAGCAGUCAGCCGAUAGUGGACGAAGGACAAACUGAGCUCCCCUGAGAGUGAUUAUAAAUCAUCAAGACGGAGCAGCCUGCCUCCGGAGCUGCUUCAGGGAAAUGACAUUCGAGGGAGACUUCAAAGAAGCAUUAAGAACCUGGAACCUGUUCACCUGAGGCGCCCGAAGAAAAGACCUUCCAUUUUUCCAGCUUCUCCGGUGGGGAACGGUUACAUCAAGCCGCCGGUUCCAGCCGUUUCCGGGACUCAGAGGGAGAAAGGGCCACCAGCCAUGAUGCCCAUCAAAGUAGAUCCGGACAGCAAGCCGGGAGAGUAUAUCCUCAAGAGCUUAUUUGUCAACUUUACCACCCAAGCCGAGCGCAAAAUUCGCAUCAUCAUGGCAGAACCUCUGGAGAAGCCCCUGACGAAAUCGCUGCAACGAGGAGAAGAUCCCCAGUUUGAUCAAGUGAUAAACUCAAUGAGUUCCCUGGCAGAGUACUGUCUGCCAUCCAUUCUGCGAACUCUCUUUGACUGGUACAAAAGGCAGAAUGGCAUUGAGGAUGAAUCACAUGAAUACAGACCGAGAACAAGCACUAAAUCCAAAAGCGAUGAACAGCAACGAGACUAUUUAAUGGAAAGAAGAGACCUGGCUAUUGAUUUCAUCUUUUCUUUAGUACUCAUAGAAGUUCUGAAACAGAUCCCGCUUCAUCCUGUAAUAGACAGUUUGGUACAUGAUGUUAGUAACUUGGCUUUCAAGCACUUUAAAUAUAAAGAAGGGUAUCUUGGUCCUAACACUGGAAAUAUGCAUAUUGUAGCAGACCUCUAUGCAGAAGUAAUUGGGGUUUUGGCACAAGCUAAGUUCCCUGCCGUGAAGAAAAAAUUUAUGGCAGAGCUGAAAGAGCUGCGGCAUAAAGAGCAAAGCCCUUAUGUGGUCCAAAGCAUAAUCAGUUUGAUCAUGGGGAUGAAGUUCUUCCGGAUUAAGAUGUACCCAGUGGAAGAUUUUGAAGCCUCUCUUCAGUUCAUGCAGGAAUGCGCACAUUAUUUCCUUGAAGUUAAAGAUAAAGAUAUCAAGCAUGCAUUAGCGGGGCUGUUUGUUGAAAUUCUCGUUCCUGUGGCUGCCGCCGUAAAAAACGAAGUGAACGUCCCCUGCCUUAGAAACUUUGUGGAAAGCCUGUAUGACACAACACUUGAACUUUCUUCACGGAAAAAGCAUUCUCUGGCUUUGUACCCUUUGGUGACAUGCUUGCUAUGUGUCAGUCAGAAACAGUUCUUCUUGAACAGGUGGCAUGUUUUCCUCAACAACUGCUUAUCCAAUCUCAAGAAUAAAGAUCCCAAGAUGGCUCGAGUCGCCCUGGAAUCUCUGUACCGAUUAUUGUGGGUGUACAUGAUUAGGAUUAAAUGUGAAAGCAACACAGCUACCCAGAGCCGACUUAUAACCAUCAUCACGACGCUUUUCCCAAAAGGCUCCCGUGGAGUGGUCCCCCGGGAUAUGCCCCUGAACAUCUUUGUGAAAAUUAUCCAGUUCAUCGCCCAGGAGCGCUUAGAUUUUGCAAUGAAGGAAAUCAUUUUUGACUUCCUGUGUGUCGGAAAACCAGCCAAAGCUUUUAGUCUCAACCCCGAGAGAAUGAACAUAGGUUUAAGGGCCUUCUUGGUAAUAGCUGAUAGCUUGCAACAGAAAGAUGGCGAACCUCCCAUGCCAGUGACUGGAGCCGUCCUUCCCUCAGGAAAUACAUUGAGAGUGAAGAAAACCUACUUGAGCAAAACACUCACUGAAGAAGAAGCUAAAAUGAUAGGCAUGUCACUGUAUUACUCUCAAGUAAGGAAAGCUGUGGACAACAUUCUGAGACAUCUUGAUAAAGAAGUGGGGAGAUGCAUGAUGUUAACCAAUGUCCAGAUGUUAAACAAAGAACCUGAGGACAUGAUCACGGGUGAGAGAAAGCCGAAAAUCGAUCUGUUUAGGACUUGUGUGGCUGCAAUUCCACGACUGCUCCCAGAUGGAAUGUCAAAACUUGAACUGAUCGACUUACUGGCCAGGCUGUCUAUCCAUAUGGACGAUGAAUUACGACAUAUUGCCCAAAAUUCCCUUCAGGGUCUACUGGUUGACUUCACGGACUGGAGAGAAGAUGUUCUGUUUGGCUUUACUAACUUCCUGUUACGGGAAGUAAACGACAUGCAUUACACCCUUUUAGAGAGCUCCCUCAAGCUGCUGCUACAGUUGCUCACUCAGUGGAAACUUGUCAUUCAAACUCAAGGAAAAGUCUGUGAACAAACAAACAAAAUUAGAACCUCAGAGCUAAUACCAAAUGGAUCCAGUCACCGAAGCCAACCUGAAAGAAGCCCAUAUUCAAGCGUAUUACAUGCGGUGGAAGGAUUUGCUCUCGUAUUACUGUGCAGUUUUCAGAUCGCUACUCGCAAACUUGCUGUUUUGAUCCUCAAGGAGAUCCGCGCAUUAUUCAUUGCGCUGGGACAGCCAGAGGAUGAUGACAGACCAAUGAUUGAUGUCAUGGAUCAGCUCAGCUCCUCUAUUCUGGAAAGUUUUAUUCACGUAGCAGUGUCGGAUUCGGCAACAUUACCACUGACCCACCACGUGGACCUGCAGUGGUUGGUCGAAUGGAAUGCGGUCCUUGUCAAUAGCCAUUACGACAUAAAGAGUCCCUCCCACGUAUGGAUAUUCGCCCAGUCGGUCAAAGACCCAUGGGUCCUCUGCCUUUUCAGUUUUCUCAGGCAGGAGAACUUACCCAAGCAUUGUCCUACGGCUCUCAGUUACGCUUGGCCUUAUGCUUUCACGAGGCUGCAGCUAGUCAUGCCCCUUGUGGAUCCAAACAGUCCUGUGAACGCAAAGAAAACCAGCACUGCCAGCAGUGGAGACAACUAUGUUACCCUGUGGAGAAACUAUCUCAUUCUUUGCUUCGGAGUUGCCAAACCCAGUAUUAUGAGCCCCGGCCACUUGCGAGCUUCCACUCCCGAGAUCAUGGCUACCACUCCCGAUGGCACAGUAAGCUACGAUAAUAAGGUGAUCGGGACGCCGUCCGUAGGGGUUCUGUUAAAGCAGCUGGUGCCUUUGAUGAGACUUGAGAGCAUUGAAAUAACCGAGUCACUAGUAUUGGGAUUUGGAAGAACAAAUUCGCUCGUGUUCAGGGAAUUAGUAGAAGAGCUUCAUCCAUUAAUGAAAGAAGCUUUAGAACGAAGACCAGAGAAUAAAAAGCGCCGGGAACGCCGGGAUCUGCUUCGGCUACAGUUGUUGCGGAUUUUUGAACUCCUCGCUGACGCUGGAGUGAUAAGCGACAGCACAAAUGGUGCCUUGGAAAGGGACACCUUGGCCCUCGGAGCCCUGUUCUUGGAAUACGUCGACUUGACACGGAUGCUCUUGGAAGCCGAAAAUGAUAAGGAGGUUGAAAUCCUUAAAGACAUCAGAGCACACUUCAGCGCCAUGAUCGCCAACCUGAUUCAGUGUGUCCCAGUUCAUCACAGGAGAUUCCUCUUCCCUCAGCAGAGUCUGAGGCACCAUCUUUUCAUCCUAUUUAGUCAGUGGGCUGGACCCUUCAGUAUUAUGUUCACACCUCUGGAUCGAUACAGCGACAGAAACCAUCAGAUCACAAGAUACCAGUAUUGUGCAUUAAAGGCAAUGUCAGCGGUGUUGUGCUGUGGCCCUGUUUUUGACAACGUGGGUCUCUCCCCAGAUGGCUAUCUAUACAAGUGGCUUGAUAACAUUCUGGCUUGUCAAGAUUUACGAGUUCAUCAGCUUGGCUGUGAAGUUGUGGUGUUGUUGCUGGAGUUAAAUCCUGACCAGGUCAAUCUUUUCAACUGGGCUAUCGACCGGUGCUACACUGGUUCCUAUCAGCUCGCUUCUGGGUGCUUUAAAGCCAUCGCAACCGUGUGUGGAAGCAGAAAUUAUCCUUUCGAUAUAGUGACGCUUCUGAACCUCGUUCUGUUCAAGGCAUCUGACACGAACAGGGAGAUUUAUGAAAUUUCCAUGCAGCUCAUGCAGAUUCUCGAAGCAAAGCUUUUUGUGUACUCCAAGAAGGUAGCUGAACAAAGACCAGGCAGUAUUCUCUUUGGAACGCAUAGCCCGUUACCACCUCUCUACAGUCUCUCACUGUCCCUGCUGUCCUGUGAACUGGCUAGGAUGUAUCCCGAGCUCACUCUUCCGCUCUUCUCAGAGGUCAGCCAGCGGUUUCCCACGACUCACCCCAAUGGCCGUCAGGUCAUGCUCACCUAUCUCCUGCCGUGGCUUCAUAACAUCGAACUGGUGGACAGCAGGCUCCUCCUCCCCGGCUCAAGCCCCAGCACCCCAGAAGAGGAAAUGAAGGAUCGAGAAGGCGAAGUUACCGUGACGUACGGUCUGAAAGGAAGUGGCUGGGGUUCUCCGGAAGCCACGUCGUUGGUCCUGAACAACCUCAUGUAUAUGACGGCUAAGUAUGGAGAUGAAGUCCCCGGACCAGAAAUGGAAAAUGCCUGGAAUGCCUUAGCCAACAAUGAGAAACGGAGCAACAAUCUCCGGAUAACGUUGCAAUUUCUCAUCAGUCUUUGUGGAGUCAGCAGCGAUACCCUACUCUUACCUUAUAUCAAGAAGGUGGCGAUCUACUUGUGUCGCAAUAACACCAUCCAGACGAUGGAAGAGCUUCUUUUUGAACUGCAGCAGACCGAGCCGGUGAACCCCAUAGUUCAGCACUGUGAUAACCCACCCUUCUACCGCUUUGCCGCCAGCAACAAGACUUCAGCGGCUCCCUCCGGAACCACCUCCAGCAGCAAUACAGUGGUAGCCGGUCAGGACAGCUUCCCUGACGUGGAGGAGGGCAGGAUGUUGAAGGAGACGGAUGAGAGGUUUAGUAAUGUAAUCAGAGCCCACACUCGGCUAGAAUCGAGAUACAGCAAUAGUUCUGGAGGAUCGUACGAUGAGGACAAAAAUGAUCCAAUUUCUCCAUACACUGGCUGGUUAUUGACUAUCACGGAGACCAAGCAGCCCCAACCUUUACCAAUGCCAUGCAAUGGAGGAUGCUGGGCACCUCUGGUAGACUUCCUUCCAGAAACCAUCACUCCCCGGGGUCCCCUGCACAGGUGCAACAUUGCUGUCAUUUUCAUGACCGAGAUGGUGGUGGAUCACAGCGUGAGAGAAGAUUGGGCUCUUCACCUCCCCUUACUACUUCAUGCUCUCUUCUUAGGUCUUGACCAUUACCGUCCGGAGGUCUUCGAACACAGCAAAAAGCUGCUGCUCCACCUUCUGAUCGCUCUAUCUUGCAACAGCAAUUUUCAUGCCAUUGCCUCAGUGCUUCUGCAGACUCGAGAGAUGAGUGAAGCUAAGACUCUAACAGUUCAACCAGCCUAUCUUCCUGAAUACCUCUAUACAGGUGGCUUUGAUUUCCUGAGGGAGCACCACCAGUCCUCCCCAGUGCCGGACUCGGGGCUGAGUUCCAGUUCCACUUCCUCCAGCAUCAGUCUGGGAGGCAGCAGUGGGAACCUCCCGCAGAUCGCCCAGGAGAUCGAAGACAUCGACACGGCAGCCGAGGCGGAUGAAAAAGCAAACAAGCUCAUUGAGUUUCUGACUACGAGGGCUUUUGGUCCACUUUGGUGCCACGAAGACAUCACCCCCAAGAAUCAGAAUUCCAAGAGCGCAGAACAGCUCACCAACUUCCUGCGUCAUAUCGUCUCCGUGUUUAAAGACUCCAAGUCAGGUUUCCAUCUGGAGCAGCAUUUAAGUGAGGUUGCGUUACAGACAGCACUUGCCAGCUCUUCGAGGCAUUAUGCCGGUCGCUCUUUCCAGAUAUUCAGGGCCCUAAAGCAACCUCUUUCUGCACACGCCCUCUCUGAUCUUCUCUCAAGAUUGGUGGAAGUCAUAGGCGAGCAUGGAGACGAAAUUCAGGGUUAUGUAAUGGAAGCUCUUCUCACCUUGGAAGCAACCGUGGAUAAUCUGUCGGACUGCCUGAAGAACAGCGAUCUGUUGACUGUUUUGUCUCGUUCGUCAUCCCCGGACCUGAGCUCGAGCGCAAAAUUGACGGCCAACCGCAAGAGCACGGGCCAGUUGAACGUGAACCCGGGGGUCGCCGGGGGCACCGCCGAACGCAGCAGGCAUCAGAGGAGCUUCUCGGUGCCCAAGAAGUUCGGGGUCGCGGACCGGUCUUCGGACCCGCCCCGCAGCGCCACGCUGGACAGGAUUCAGGCUUGCACCCAGCAAGGCCUCUCCUCCAAAACCAGGAGCUCAUCCUCUUUGAAAGACAGCCUGACAGACCCAUCCCACAUCAAUAAUCCAACCAACCUGCUGGCCACCAUCUUCUGGGUGGCGGUAGCUUUGAUGGAAUCGGACUUUGAAUUUGAGUACCUGAUGGCGCUGAGGCUGUUGAACAAGCUGCUGGCUCACCUGCCCCUCGACAAGGCCGAGAACCGAGAGAAGCUGGAGAAGCUGCAGGGACAGCUCAACUGGACCGAUUUCUCGGGUUUGCAGCAGCUCCUGCUCAAAGGAUUCACUUCUCUUACUACCACCGAUCUCACCCUGCAGCUCUUCAGCCUGUUGACACCUGUAUCCCGAGUGUCCAUGGUGGAUUCAUCUCAGGCUAUUGGUUUCCCACUAAAUGUCUUGUGUCUCCUGCCUCAUUUGAUUCAGCAUUUUGACAGUCCAAACCAAUUUUGCAAGGAUAUAGCCGAAAGGAUUGCUCAGGUAUGUCUGGAAGAAAAGAACCCCAAGCUUUCGAACCUUGCCCACGUAAUGACGCUCUAUAAAACCCAUAGCUAUACUCGAGAUUGUGCAACUUGGGUCAAUGUCGUGUGUCGCUACCUCCAUGAAGCGUUUGCUGACAUUACCCUGAACAUGGUCACCUAUCUGGCGGAGUUGCUAGAGAAGGGUCUUCCCAGUAUGCAACAGUCCCUCUUGCAGAUGAUUUACAGCCUUCUCAGUUAUAUGGACUUGUCAGGUGUUCCCGUGAAGCAGUUUAACAUGGAAGUGCUGAAGCCGAUUGAAAAAUACGUUCAGAGUAUUCACUGGCGAGAAGCUCUGAACAUCUUGAAACUAGUAGUUUCUCGAUCUGCCAGUCUAGUCUUGCCUUCCUAUCAGCACAGUGAUAUUUCAAAAUUGGAAAUACACCGAAUUUGGAACAGCACAUCUAAAGAGCUGCCAGGGAAAACCCUGGAUUUCCACUUUGAUAUUUCAGAGACCCCAAUCAUUGGCAGGCGGUACGAUGAUCUGCAGAGUUCUUCCGGCCGGGAUGGGAAACCUAGAGCAAUGGCAGUCACCCGCAGCACUUCCUCCACCUCAUCAGGCUCCAACUCCAAUGUCCUGGUUCCUGUCAGCUGGAAGAGGCCCCAGUACUCCCAGAAAAGGACAAAGGAGAAGUUGGUGCAUGUUCUUACCCUUUGUGGCCAAGAAGUGGGCUUAAGCAAAAACCCUUCAGUCAUUUUUUCCUCGUGUGGCGAUUUGGAAUUGCUCGAGCACCAGACCAGCUUGGUGUCUUCCGAAGACGGCACGAGGGAACAAGAGAACAUGGAUGACACCAACAGUGAACAGCAAUUCAGAGUAUUUAGGGACUUCGAUUUCCUAGAUGUGGAGCUGGAAGAUGGAGAGGAACUCCAGGGCGAGAGCAUGGACAAUUUCAACUGGGGCGUGCGCCGGCGGUCUCUCGACAGUCUGGACAAGUGUGACAUGCAGCUCCUGGAAGAGAGCCAGCUGUCCGGAAGUACUCCCAGCCUAAAUAAAAUGAACCCCGAGGAUUCGGAUGAGUCGUCGGAGGACGAGGACCUCACAGCCAGCCAGAUCCUUGAACACUCAGACCUAAUCAUGACCCUCUCCCCCUCCGAGGAAGCUAGUCACAUGGAAUCGCUCCCCUUAUCGUGUGACCCGACUGCCGAACACCCACAUUCUUUUAAUGCGAGAACAUCCAGCUUUGACGUUGCUCUACCAGCUGGGAAUAAUCAACAGGUGUCUGAGAGUUCUAAGGCCGAAGUGACACUUGAGGAGGAAGACACUGCUGUUCAUGAAGAUGACCUUUCGGGGUCGACCAAUGAACUUCCGGCGACCUUUGAAUGCAGUGACAGCCUUAGCCUAGAUAUGACAGAGGCUGAAGAGAAAGGGGAACGAGCAUUGGACCAGUACACUCUUGCAAGCUUUGGCGAAGGCAACCGGAGCGCCUCGCCUCCCCCCUCCCCUUUCUUCUCUGCCAUCCUCGCCGCCUUUCAGCCAGCCGCAUGUGACGAUGCAGAGGAAGCCUGGCGCAGCCACAUCAACCAGCUUAUGUGCGACUCGGACGGUUCCUGUGCCGUGUACACAUUUCAUGUGUUCUCUUCCCUGUUUAAGAACAUUCAGAAAAGGUUCUGCUUCCUAACUUGUGACGCAGCCAGCUACCUGGGAGAUAACCUGCGGGGCAUAGGAUCAAAGUUUGUGAGUUCUUCGCAGAUGCUGACCUCCUGCUCAGAGUGCCCUACUCUCUUCGUGGACGCCGAGACUCUACUCUCUUGUGGACUCCUCGACAAGCUCAAAUUCAGUGUCCUUGAACUGCAGGAAUACCUGGACACCUACAACAACAGAAAAGAAGCCACGCUUUCCUGGCUUGCAAACUGCAAAGCAACAUUUGCAGAAGGAUCCAAAGAUGGAGUCAUUACUUGCCAGCCAGGGGAUUCAGAAGAAAAGCAAAUGGAAUCUCUUGCACAAUUGGAACUGUGUCAGAGAUUAUAUAAGCUACAUUUCCAGCUGCUGUUGCUUUUUCAGUCGUACUGUAAGCUCAUUGGCCAGGUGCAUGAAGUUAGUUCCAUGCCGGAGCUGCUGAACAUGUCUCGCGAACUGAGUGACUUGAAGAAACACCUGAAGGAAGCCACCACGGCCAUCGCGGCCGACCCUCUCUACAUCGAUCCCGCUUGGCCGGAGCCCGCGUUCGGUUCCACGGAAGCGGCCAUCCAGGCCAUGCUGGAGUGCCUGAAAAACAACGAACUCGGCAAAGCUUUACGGCAGAUCAGGGAAUGCAGGAGUCUGUGGCCCAAUGACAUCUUCGGCAGUAGCUCCGACGACGAGGUCCAGACGCUGCUGAACAUUUACUUCCGGCAUCAAACGCUGGGACAGACGGGCACGUACGCCCUGGUGGGCUCCAACCAGAGCCUGACCGAGAUCUGCACCAAGCUGAUGGAGCUGAACGUAGAAAUCCGCGACAUGAUCCGCCGGGCUCAGAGCUACCGGGCCGUCACAACAUUUCUUCCGGACUCCAGCGUCUCCGGCACGAGUCUCUGACCAGAGCCGCUCCCCCGCGGGCCGCACUAGCCGAGGAGUGCUGCCCUGCGGGAGUGAGGGCGCGUGGUGUCUUCUCUGCUUUAGAAAGGCUCGGUCAGACCGUUCUUCCUCUUGUUCCCUGUGGGACUUUAUCUCCAAGAAAGUGGGCAAAGCCCCAAGCGUAUAGCAAUACCGACAGAACAGAGGGAGCCUCUGGCGACCCGGAUGACACCAGGCCUUCAUGUUGCGCCGCACAGGCCCGUCACUAGCGCCUCACCGGGCACUGACGACUCACUGCUGAGGUAGCGAUGGGCAGUGGGUCCCGGAGCCCACUCCAGUGAACGAUCCCUUCCUUUCUAGAAACUUACAUUAGGUUGGCAAAAGUGCAAUGUUUCCUUCGCUCAAGAAUAUCUUUUUCAGUAUCCUUAAAACUUGUACCUCCCCCCACCCCUAACACCCCCCCACACACCCUGCCUCUUUUUUGUUGUUUUGUUUUUGGCUGAGGGAGCGGGCAGAAUGAAGCUGACCACCAAACGUUUUGAGGCGGUGGACCGGAAGCUGAGAGCCUGGGUAGACGAAAUUGCAAUUGUAAAUGGACUCCGAUUCCAGUGGACACUGUAAUUUGCGUAUAAUUACUGUAUCUCAAACGAGCUGCUACAAAGUACAUUUCCUAAUGUUGCUAGGCUACUGUCUCUGAAGGUACUGGAUUGCUCUACAUAGGUCUGUUAUUAGGACCCAAGGACCAGAAAUGGUCUUGGUAGAUUUUUUUUUUAAAGGAUCUUGGCUGCUUUUUACUAGAAGGUUGCUUUUAUGAACAUAUUUAUACUCUGAAAGGAUGGUUGCUGAUUUGAAUUAACUUUGCCGUUUUGUAGAAAUUAGACAUCCACCUUGCAGGACUCUGAUUGUUGCCCCAUUGUGCAUGCAUAUUUUUAUUUAAUGUCCGUGUGGAAGACAAACGUCAAAGGUGAAAUGCAAGUUCACCUCAUUCCAUAACAGGUCGUAUUUUAUUUGUAAUAUAGAAAAGGUCAUUCAUUCUUCUCGGUUCCCCCCCGCCCCAGACACACAUAUCUAAAUGCUGUCAAGUGAGAUGGGGUGCAUGCAAAUCUCUUGCCCUCGAAGACGCUCCUGAUCAAACAUGAUCCAUGUAACUUAUUCGCUCUGUAAAUACACUUAAUGUUUUUGUGAAGUAA
Ornithorhynchus anatinus (platypus) is the source of this 10755-nucleotide messenger RNA. It is a transcript of the gene FRY, whose product is annotated as FRY microtubule binding protein. Lineage: Eukaryota; Metazoa; Chordata; Mammalia; Monotremata; Ornithorhynchidae. Bases 674 to 9586 code for a protein of 2970 amino acids. The record is from RefSeq and is a predicted model, not a curated record. The transcript has 65 exons. Gene Ontology annotation, cellular component: site of polarized growth; cell cortex. Gene Ontology annotation, biological process: neuron projection development; cell morphogenesis.